GGUUGCAGCGGCGAACUACUCAGAAGAGGUCACAAGUGGAGGAAGAGGCUGGACGGGGCUGUGGACGUCCUAGACCCGCUCCUUCGAGACCGUGGUGGCUCUCCGAUAUCAUCACGGCGGACUAGAGCCUACGCUAGAAACCGAGAACAUCUCUUCUUUAGGGGCUAUUACGACCAGUUUGAGCAUCACCCACGCGGUCCGAUGCAUUGAUAUGCACCUUCAAGAAUUUUUAGAGUCUGGACAGGAGCCACUGUUUCGCCUUCCCGAGGGCUUGGUACCCUCGAUUGCCGCGCCAAAUGCUUCCUACACCGAAGUAACCCUUCGAAACCUAGAUAAAGAGCAACCUCCUGAGGAACUUUUAGCAAGAGCUUUAUACGCCCUGCAGCUUGCAGCUUCCUCAGGCAACGAACCAGCAACGACGCCCUGUCGCUAUAGGAAGACGCCACAACGACGUCCCGCCUUCCGCUAUGGUGUCGUCUCCAGAAGAAUCCUGAUUGAUAUAGCUGAUGGCCUGUCUGGGACUGAUUGUCCUAACGAUUGGGCGAUGUCCCUCUGGAUCCAAGAGCACUACAUCCAGACCUUCGGCCACAUCAAUCGCCUUGAUGGCAUCAUUGUCAAAAGCGCCGAGGGCAAGGUGAUGAUAGAAGAAGCCUAUCCCGUCUAUCACAGCUACUUGGACUCUCGGACUCUACCAGGCAAAGGCUUUCCACUGCAGUUGAUCUAGGUACCGGACUUAGAACCGACGGAGGUUUCCCGUCUAUCGUUACAGG
Trematosphaeria pertusa is the source of this 770-nucleotide messenger RNA. RefSeq lists its product as uncharacterized. The record is from RefSeq and is a predicted model, not a curated record. Bases 212 to 724 code for a protein of 170 amino acids. The transcript has a single exon. Lineage: Eukaryota; Fungi; Ascomycota; Dothideomycetes; Pleosporales; Trematosphaeriaceae.